AUGGGUCACCAACUAAGAAGGAUCAGGCCGCUGCUGGAGCCCCCGCCCGUCUGCCCCGCGCCACUUCAAAACCGGCGACGGGCUUCGCUCCUUGGAGACGGCGACGCCGCAUUUGCGUCACGGCGACGGCGCCGACGUGACGUCCCUGAGACUCCCCUCCCCUCCCCAAGACCAUGCCUCUGUUUUCUUGAAUCAGUUAUUAUUCUGCUCCAGGGAGUCAAGCUCUGGACGUGCUGGGAUUUCAGGAUGUCUUUUGAGGAUGAGCUUCAGCCUUUACAUUUGUCUUCCUCUGAUGACAGUGGUGAUCUGAAUCAGAAUUCUCCCAGUUUUCCCAAUUCCACCUAUAUUUCCAAUACGGUUACUUCUCCCCCAGAUGAUUUUGAUUCUACCCAGAUUCUGGAUGCUCCCAGUGAGUCUGGGGGACCAGGAAAGAUCAGUGUGGAACCAAAACUUCCAAGUCACCCACCCACGCUCCAAAUGGUGGCGGAAGCACUGAUGGCCAAGGGAGACAAACAUGGCACCUCCGUGGCAGCGAUCAAGUUUUAUAUUCGCCAAAUGUACCCGGCUGUUAAUAUGAAAAGACUCCGUUAUCUGCUGAAACAAGCCCUGGCCAAGGGGGUUAGUAAUGGGGUGCUCGUGAGACCACGGAAUUCUACAGCUACUGGGGCUAGGGGAAGGUUCAAAUUAGUGACCAAGAAUAAAAUCAAAGUGACUCAAACUAAAAAGUCAAGAGCAUCUGUCAAACCCAAGAAAAAGAAGGUCGUUAAGACCAGUGAAGCUGGAAAGGUUUCUUCAGAGACUGAGACCAAGAAGAAGGUUUCUGCAACCAAGAAGAAGAUGGCCACGACGGCUUCACCCAAGAAGAAAGUUCCUGCAACCAAGAAGACGGUGUCUGCAGACGCUUCAUCUGAGAAGAAGGUUCCAGCAACUAAGAAGAAGGUGUCUGAAGAUGCUUUGCCCAAGAAGAAGGUUCCUGCAUCCAAGAAGAAGGUAUCCAGGGAAGCUUCACCCAAGAGAAAGGUUCCUGCAACCAAGAAGAAAGUUCCUACAGCAGUGAAGAAGGUUCCUGUGAAAGCUUCAACCAAGACGAAGGUUCCUGAGAAGGCUAAGAAAGCUACUGUGGAGGGGAUGGCCAAGGAGGACUCAAAACCAAAAGAUGUGGAAGAGGUGAGAGCUAAAGCCAAGGGCAUGAAACCAAAGGCUGAAAUUACCAAAGGCAAGAAAAAAGCUCCCAUUAUACCUAAGAAAGUAGUAGAGGAUCGUAAAGCAGAGAAAACCAAACUCCGGGCAGCCUCUGAAGCACCCCUGAAGACCAGAAAGCAAAAGGGAUCACCCAACGUCCAAGUGAAAUCCAAAGGGGCAGCUGCCAUGUCUAAAGUCAGAAAGGCUGGGGGAACUAAAGAGGGAAAUGAUGAAUCAAAGACGACUGCUCAGAACAAGAGCAAGUUGGAUGUAGGUAUCAAGUCUUCUACCUCCCAAUCUAAAGUGUUGAGGGAAUCCGACACAGUUAAAGAUCAGCCCAGAAGCAAAGGAAAGAAACCUGAAGCCUCUAAAGUAUUCAAGAAAACUGGGAAAAGCCCCAAAGGUUCUUCAACCAAGCCAGCCAGCUCCAGUCUUCAUUUCCAAGAUCUAAAACUCUCAAGCAUGGACCUUAAAAGCUAA
This is a messenger RNA of Antechinus flavipes (yellow-footed antechinus), 1662 nucleotides long. Its product is annotated as histone H1.8-like. NCBI's taxonomy places the organism in Eukaryota, Metazoa, Chordata, Mammalia, Dasyuromorphia, Dasyuridae. The coding region runs from base 1 to 1662 and encodes 553 amino acids. Gene Ontology annotation, molecular function: DNA binding. The record is from RefSeq and is a predicted model, not a curated record. Gene Ontology annotation, cellular component: nucleosome. The transcript is spliced from 4 exons. Gene Ontology annotation, biological process: nucleosome assembly.